UUUAGCUUUCAAACUGAAUUUAGGCGGGUUUUUCGGUUUUCCUCCGCAGUCUGUCUCGAGAUCAAACAGCUCUGUGACGGCUUUUUGGAAUGAUUCAGUUGCAUUAGAUUUGUAACCUGUUAAACUGCACAGUAUUGUGAUGGGGAAUAACGGAUCUUCCGCGGUGUUUUCCACUCAAGGGACAAUUCACAAGACAAGAGUUCAGUGGCAAAGCAGCAGUCUGCAAGACAGCAGCAGCCUGCAGCAUCGCCCAGUGGCCAGUCGGCAGUACUGCAUUGUUUCCAACAGUGGAGGGGAGCGUCGCACCUCUGCCCCUCCAAUCGGUAUUGAGUCUCCUCGUUUUCACCCCCACGCCAAAGGCAAACAUAUCCGAUUGGAUGCACAACUGCGCCGGGCCACCCGGAAGAACAGUUUCUGCAAUGGCAUCACCUUCAGCCAGCGUCCUGUGCGUUUGUAUGAGAAGGUGCGGUUGCGCCUCUCAGGUGUCCACACAGGCUGGAGCGGAGCUCUACGCUUUGGUUUCACCAGCUUGGACCCCAGCGAGCUUGCCUUAGCUGACAUCCCCAAAUAUGCUUGCCCCGACUUGGUGACUCGGCCAGGAUAUUGGGCCAAAGCCCUGCCUGAGAGGCUGGCCAUGCAGGACAAUGUUGUGGCCUUCUGGGCUGACCGACAUGGCCGGGUCUUCUACAGCAUCAAUGAUGGUGAGCCCAUCCUCUUCCACUGCGGUCUAAGUGUUGGCUGCCCGCUCUGGCCAAUCAUAGACAUCUAUGGAAUCACACAAGAAGUUACUUUACUGGAGAGCACAUUUGCUGAGAGCGUGGGCACGAGCUGUCUGAGUAGCGCUCGACUCAGUGCCUAUCUUCCCCAGAGCAACCACGACUCGGCCAACUACAACAACAACCAGCUAGAGAGCAACCAGGCCGCAGCAGCAAAAUUUGCCACACUACAUCUCAGCAACUACAACCAGCUCAUCCCCUGCUGCUCCACUUCCUCUACACCCUCUUCAUCCACCUCCUUCAAUGUACAAAGGGUCGCCCGUGUCCCCACGCCCCUUGACGUUGACCUGCAUUUUCACCCAGUGCGAGGCCCUGACGUGGUUCUCUCGAAUGAUCGCACGGUUGCAUGUACGCACUUCCUGGACAGCAGCAGGACAUUGAUGUUCAGCGACAGGCCCGUCCGAGUGGGCGAGACGCUGUACGUGGAGGUGGGCCAUCUGGGCUUGCCUUACUUCGGGGCUCUUCUCUUUGGUAUGACCUCCUGUGAUCCAGGCACCCUCAAUGCUGGAGAGCUGCCAGCUGACCCAGAGGUGCUUCUGGACCGUAAGGAGUAUUGGGUGGUCUUCAGGGGUUUUCCUGUACCAGCGGCAGGCGAUGUGCUCAGCUUUACCUUUCUGGCCAAUGGGGAGGUGCAUCAUGGGGUCAAUGGAGGGGCACGCGGCCGUCUCCUGUGUGUUGACUCCUCUCAGGUUCUGUGGGCCUUCUUCACACUGCAUGGAGCCGUGAACCGGCUCAGAAUAUUAGGAACUGUUCAGGCCAGCCCUCCCACCUCUCCAUCAGUGUCUCAAGUUUCAACGCCUGAUGACAGUGACUCUGAUCUGGCUUUCACUGUCAACAGAUCCUCAUCAGCAUCUGAAUCCUCUCUAGUGACGGCUCCCAGCUCUCCUCUCAGUCCACCUGUCUCACCGACUUUUUCUGCAUCUGACGCAGCCCUGAGCAGCAAGAGCAGUGAGUGCACAGUGUGCUUCGAUCAGGAGGUGGACACCGUCAUCUAUACCUGUGGACACAUGUGUUUGUGUAAUGACUGUGGACUGAGGCUCAAGAGACAGAUCAACGCGUGCUGUCCGAUCUGUCGGAGACCCAUAAAGGACGUCAUAAAAACCUACAGACCAUGAAGGGACUAAAACAUUUUCUAUCAAAUGAUUCAGUGAAAAACUUUGGUAGCUGUGGUUUAAUAUCUGGACUAAACUUGUAUUUAAGACCGUGUAUGUAGCUUUGAUUUGUGUAGCAUUAAGCUCUUGUCCAUAUUUCUCUCACCUCGUAUGUUAAAUGCAGAUCAUCUGAAACUGGAGAUGAUUUAUGGUUUGAGAAUUAAUCUCAGUUUUGAUCAGAUAUUUCUAGUGCCUUUUAACGUUGUUUAUUGUUCCUCAAGCAGCACCUAAUGAAUUAGACAAUCAUAUCUGAGAUGUAUUGCAUAGGUAUGAAUUAGCAUUCAGAGGGACCUCAGAUGCGAAGGAAAGAUGUUUUAUUGUGUAAGUGAAUACUACACAGGGCUACAAAUAUGAUUUUAUAUGUUAUUUUAAAGGCGUAAAAAUGUAUUGUUUGGGAUUGCGGUGGUAAAGUGAAGAAAGAUUUGCAUUAUGACAAUUGAAGGGUUUGGAGAUUUCUUGCACUUAUAACUAGAGGUAAACUCAGCACUAAAACACAUCUGUCCCUCUAAUUGAAGUGAUUUCAGAUGUGGAUCUUGAAGACUGCAUUUUAAGUAAGAACAAAAAUAUUUUGUUUAUAGAGUGAUGUGGUAUUGUAUUGUAUUUCAUGUUUUGUUUUGUUUUUUCCGAAGAUUUUUGUUUGUUUGUUUUUGCUUUGGAAUUUAUGACAUGGAGAAUGUCAUUUUCUUCUUACCUAGACAUUUUGUCCAAUUAGCAGUAUAAAAUUAAACCACAAACAACAGAUUUAUUCUUUAUCAGUAAUCAUUUUUCUUCCUUGACUAUAAAUGAAACAAAGGCUAGAAAAACACGAAUACUGUUGCAAAAUCACUGUAGAAAUUGCCAUCAAUCCCAAUGUAAAUACAAUCCAGUGAGUAUCACAGCUGUUCAUCGGGGUGCAUUUUACUUAAUAGUAACAUUGAAUUGGCAGUGGUGAUGAUGGGAGAAAUGAUGAACUAUUUGCUUAAGUUCAAGUACUCGUGUAAUGGACCACAUGCCAAAUGUAACAUGUAAAAUAUGCCAGUGACCAGACAAAUUUGUUUAGUUUGGUUGACACCAACCUAUGAUAAAAUAUAUGGUUUUACAGUUGAGUUUGAGUUUCAUAUUAUUGUCAAUAAAACAGCCACAGUUCUGAAGGUUAUACAUCAAUAUAUUUGUUAAUAUAAAUAAUGAACUUUUGCAUUUCCUACAAUGGGAAACUGGAAAUUUCCUACAAAGGGAAUUGGAGGACCAUUAUCCUGCUGAGUCGAUCACUAACCCUAACCAAACACACUCUAACAAGAUAAUUAUUUGAGUUACUACUUGCAAAUUACAGACAGAUGUGUUUAAUUAGGGUUGAAACUAAAGUCUGCAGGACACUGACCCUCCAGCACUGGAGUUGAGCCUCAUUCAGACCUCUCAGAUAUCAAACACAUUUAGAAGAAAUUAAUGUUCUGUGACCAUUUGCAUAGUCAAGUCACCUUUAUUUAUAUAGCGCUUUUACAAUACAGAUUGUGUCAAAGCACUUAACAGUAUCAAAUUGGAGGAUAGAGUGUCAGUAAUGUACACUCAAUUUUCAAUUUUCAGUUAAAGGCAUUUCAUUAUUGAAUUCAGAGAUGUCAUUGUCUAGCUCAGUAUAAUCAUUGUUGCUCUCUAUUGGUAUAUUUAAAUAGUGGUAUUCCAUACCAUAACCUCUUCAUUUCAAGUCAAAGUUCAAACAUCUGUGACCUUUUCCUAAUUGUAUACUAAGAAGCUAAUAAAAUAUGUAAACAUGUUUUGAUUAAUACUUUAGAUUAAUGAUUCUCUGAAACAUCUUCAUGCAACAGCUUAAUGUAUAAAACAUUAACAUUAAAGCCAAAGAAAUAAAUGAAAAACUAAAACAUGGUCUCCAGUGCUUAUCAGUUAAAAACAGUAAAUGAUAAACAGCUCACACAAAGGUACACUGCGAGAUAUUAAAAUAUUCACAUAGUGUAUACCUAGAUCAUCAUACAAU
Onychostoma macrolepis is the source of this 3893-nucleotide messenger RNA. RefSeq names its product neuralized E3 ubiquitin protein ligase 1B (gene neurl1b). The record is from RefSeq and is a predicted model, not a curated record. Gene Ontology annotation, cellular component: early endosome. NCBI's taxonomy places the organism in Eukaryota, Metazoa, Chordata, Actinopteri, Cypriniformes, Cyprinidae. Gene Ontology annotation, biological process: ubiquitin-dependent endocytosis. Gene Ontology annotation, molecular function: ubiquitin protein ligase activity.